AUGCCAAGCGGAGGUAACGGAGCCAGCAACGGUGCCGUUAACUCAAGUUCCGCCGGCAACGCAGGAACAAGCGGAAAUGUUCCGGUUUUCAAACCUUACCGUCACCUGAAAACCCUAGAAGGACACACGGCGGCGAUCUCCUGCGUCAAAUUCUCCAACGACGGCAAUCUUCUCGCUUCCGCUUCCGUCGACAAGACCAUGAUCCUAUGGUCGGCGACGAAUUACUCUCUGAUUCAUCGAUACGAAGGUCACGCUCAAGGUAUCUCCGAUCUAGCCUGGUCCUCUGAUUCGCACUACACUUGCUCCGCUUCCGAUGACUGCACGCUUCGAAUCUGGGACGCUCGAGCUCCGUACGAGUGCCUCAAGGUGCUUAGAGGCCACACGAACUUCGUCUUCUGCGUGAAUUUCAAUCCUCCGUCGAAUCUCAUAGUUUCCGGAUCGUUCGAUGAGACGAUCCGGAUCUGGGAGGUGAAAACCGGGAAAUGCGUCCGCGUGAUUAAAGCUCACUCGAUGCCGGUUUCGAGCGUGCAUUUCAAUCGCGACGGAUCGUUGAUUGUCUCGGGAAGUCAUGAUGGUUCUUGCAAAAUCUGGGAUGCUAAAGAAGGAACUUGCUUGAAGACUCUGAUUGAUGACAAGUCUCCAGCUGUCUCUUUCGCCAAAUUCUCUCCUAAUGGCAAAUUCAUCCUCGUUGCCACUCUUGAUAGCACUCUCAAGCUGUCGAACUAUGCGACGGGGAAGUUUCUGAAAGUGUACACAGGGCAUACGAACAAAGUGUUCUGUAUCACAUCGGCGUUUUCUGUGACGAAUGGGAAGUACAUUGUGAGUGGAUCAGAAGACAAUUGUGUGUACCUUUGGGAUCUUCAGCACAAAACUAUACUGCAGAGACUUGAAGGCCACACAGACGCAGUGAUCUCUGUGACUUGCCAUCCUGUUCAGAACGAGAUAGCUUCGUCGGGGAAUCAUUUAGAUAAAACUAUCAGGAUUUGGAAACAAGAUGCUUGA
Molecule: messenger RNA, 1002 nt
Organism: Microthlaspi erraticum
Lineage: Eukaryota; Viridiplantae; Streptophyta; Magnoliopsida; Brassicales; Brassicaceae
Source: the annotation of a GenBank genome assembly